Messenger RNA from Zasmidium cellare ATCC 36951, 1143 nucleotides. RefSeq lists its product as uncharacterized. The record is from RefSeq and is a predicted model, not a curated record. NCBI's taxonomy places the organism in Eukaryota, Fungi, Ascomycota, Dothideomycetes, Mycosphaerellales, Mycosphaerellaceae. The transcript is spliced from 6 exons. Bases 1 to 1143 code for a protein of 380 amino acids.
AUGUCGACGACCGACACUUCCACAUUGUUCGCGGAGGUCUGGGCAGAAUAUGGCAUCAGCAUAUGCACCCAUUUUCUGCGCUUCUAUGCCAGAUGGAAGCUUUUUGGCUUCAAGAACUUCGACAUUGGAGACGCCUUUGCUGGCCUCGCCAUGAUAUUUUACACGCUCGAGACCGUUGGGAUAUAUUUACUCACGAGCUAUGGCAACAACAUUGGACUUAAUGAAGAGACAGCAAUGGCAGUGCCGGACAACAAGAUUGCAGAUCUGACCUUGGGCUCGAAGUUGGCCUUUAUGAACUGGAAGUGGUACAUCAGCCUGAUCUGGUGCCUCAAAGGUGUGCUGCUGACGAUCUAUGUCAAGCUCGGGACCGGCGUUGCGAGACAAGAGCUUGUUGUCAAGUUCAUGUGUCUCUUCACGCUCUCUACAUGGAUCGCUUGCAUCUUGACACAUACGCUGAUUUGCAUUCCUGCACACAAGAGCUGGCAGAUCAAGCCAUAUGCAGGAGACAACUGCACAGUGCGCAAGCCGAACUACAUCGUCAUUGCGGUGCUCAACAGUCUUACUGAUAUGGGCAUCAUCAUGGUUCCAAUGCCGUUGCUGUUCAAGGUCAAGGUACCUUUGAAGCAGAAGAUUGCGCUCAUCCUCCUAUUCUCGCUCGGCUUCUUCGUCAUCGUUGCGACCAUCCUGCGAGCGUACUACUCCCUCAAAUCGCUCGAUACUCUCAUGAUUGCCCUCGGAUGGGCCAGUCGCGAAACCUUCGUAGCUACGAUCGUCGCCUGCGCCCCCGGUAUCAAGCCCCUCUUCAGCAGCCAACGCUGGAAAUGGGGCACUUCAGACCAUUCUGGCAACAAGUCGAGCAGCAAGUACUAUCACUACGGUCUAUCUGGAAAAGGAACCGGCAGCGCAGCAGACCCGAACAUCCACGUCUCUCGAUCAGUGGACGUAUACACUGAACACGGCAAAGCAUCUCCAUACGACUUUGAGAUGGGUAAAUGGAGGGGCAAUCGACCAGCAAGCUCCACCGAGAGCGAUGAAAGAGUGAUGAUUGGGGAGGACCAGUCUGAAAACAAAGGCGAUGCGGAUAACAGAAGUGGUGCGCUCUUCUCAGCUGAGCACGUUGUGAAGCCAAAAGCCCAGGUAUAG